Ostreococcus tauri is the source of this 2217-nucleotide messenger RNA. Its product is annotated as RmlC-like jelly roll fold. Lineage: Eukaryota; Viridiplantae; Chlorophyta; Mamiellophyceae; Mamiellales; Bathycoccaceae. Gene Ontology annotation, cellular component: cAMP-dependent protein kinase complex. Gene Ontology annotation, molecular function: cAMP-dependent protein kinase activity; ATP binding. Bases 1 to 2217 code for a protein of 738 amino acids. Gene Ontology annotation, biological process: peptidyl-serine phosphorylation; signal transduction. The transcript has a single exon. The record is from RefSeq and is a predicted model, not a curated record.
AUGGACACCGCGAACGGGGCGUCGGGGCCGAAGGGCGUCGGUGGACGCGACGACGCGGACGAAAACGCGCGGAUUCGCGCGAGGGCGCGCCGGGUGAGCGAACCGGAGAGCGCGAGCGAGGCUUUGGACGGCGUGGCGCUGUUUCGGGAGUUGAAGCGAGACGCGCGCGCGGCGCUGUGCGGAAGCGUCGUGGAGUGCGAGUACGAGCGUGGAGACGUGAUCGUGAGGAAGAAUGAGGUUGGAACACACUUUUACGUCGUCGCGCACGGGUGCGUCAGGGUGGAUGCGAGCGAGGUGGGGACUCGCACGGGGGAUUACGCGGGCGAGGCGAGCGGAGAGGACGACGAGCGGCGAAGGCACGAGUCGCGAACGCGCGAGAGUUCGUCGAGCGAGCGCGAGGACGCGUCGCCCAUGGGUGGGAUCGCGCUCUCAUACAAGCUGCUGUAUCCGGGAGACACGUUCGGGGAGGUGGCGUUGGUGCGCAAGUGUCCUCGCACGGCGACGGUCAUCGCGGAGUCCUCAUCGGUCAAGCUCUGGGCCCUGGACCGCGCGACGUUUCAAGAAACGGUCAAGCGCACGACAUUCGAGCGUAGAUGUCGGUUAACGAGCUACCUCGACGCGGUCGAAGUAUUUCGAGAAUCGCUUGACGCGCGGACGAUGUCCAUGCUGGUGGAUGCACUUCGUGAAGUAACGUUCGAGAGUGGUCACGUCAUCGUCAGUCCCGACGACGUGUACGAAGAAGAAUCUUCGAAGUUUUACGUCGUCAUCGACGGUGAAGCAGUGGUGUACGUCGAUGACGGUAGCAAGGCCGAGGUGAACCGCUUGAGGCGAGGAGAUUAUUUCGGUGAGUUGAGUCUGAUUCACAAGACAUCGCCCACGGCAAUGGUUAUCGCUGUCGGUCAAGUCAGCGCAUUGACGCUCGACGCCGAGUCGUUCUAUCGCAUGAUUGGUGAAAAAACGGUUAAGCUGAUGGCUAGACGAAUCGACUCGUACACGCACACGGCGAACAAGGCGGAGCGGAAAUUAUCGAAGAGCUGUCUGUCGCGCUGUGCGGGAUCGUUUGCGGCGUUGCGAGGCGCCAUGACUUCGCCUUUUGGAUGGCUGUCUUUUGACAGACGCCACGCCGAGCGUCAAAAGAUUUCCCUUAAUGAAAUUAAGCGCGGACGUCAGACGACUUCUAAAAAACUCUCGGUCGAUUUCGACGUUCACUCCAGCAAGGAUGUUUUAUUCGUCAAGGAAAUUGGCAGCGGCAUGCUCGGCUCUGUCUUCAUCGCGAAAACGCUGAACACGCAGGAGACGUGCUGCGUUAAGGUGAUGCACAAAUGGAAAAUCGCACACUUGGAUCAAGAAAAGAACGUGUGCCGAGAGCUCGAGAUAAUGAAGCGAUUCGAUUCGCCCUUUCUCACUCGCGCCGUGGGCGCGUUUCAGGACGCUCGAUCACUCUACUUGCUCAUGGAUUACCUCCCAGGCGGAGACUUGUUUCAACUCCUCGUGAGUGGUCCUUACAGAGGUGGUCGCUUUCCGGUCAAUGUCGCGCAGUUCUACGCCGCCGAGGUCUUCAUCGCCCUAGAAUACAUUCACACCGAGGAGUACGUGUACCGCGAUUUGAAGCCCGAAAACGUUCUCCUCGACGCCUGCGGACAUGUCAAGCUCACCGAUUUCGGUUUCUGUCGCCACCUCCUUCCCGGUGAGCGCGCGUACACGACGUGUGGGACCGCAGAUUACAUGGCUCCCGAGGUCAUGCUCGCCCAGGGGUACGAUCAACUUGCCGAUUACUGGUCCUUUGGCGUCCUCCUGUACGAGAUGCUCGUCGGUUAUGCGCCGUUCGCCUCUGUCAGCGACGGCGUCCGGCAUCGCCGCAUCAUCUCCUCCGACCUCAAGUUCCACUCCACCUACUUCUCUCUCACCGCAAAAUCGCUCAUCUCUCGACUGUGCGUCGUCGACGUCUCCAAGCGUCUCGGUUCGGGCGCGCGCGGCUCAGGGGACCUGAAGAGUCACGACUUUUUCCGCGAUCUGAAUUGGGAAGACGUCACCGCUCGACGCAUCGACUCGCCCGUGCGUCCACCGGUGCGCGACCGCGUGAGCGCGGACGUCGGGAGCGUGGGGAGACACCGCUCGCGCGAGCUCUUACGGGCGCUGGAUCGCGCAUGUGAGAGAGAGCGCCGCGAGCGCGGCGCCGGGUCGAGCGCGCAGAGCGCCGACUUCGUCGGGUUUUGA